AUGUUGCAAGCUGACCGGAAAAACAAAAGCCGAGCAACACGAGCAGAGCAGAAAAAAGGAUCGAUAAAUCAAUACAAUCAAUCAUCAUCCCAUACAUCAUAUCCAAACCCAUCAUUCAUCUCAGGAAGCCCAGAAACAGUGCUUCAAUCUGACACAGGCGAUGAAACACGGUACAGGCAGCAAGAGCCAUACCAAUAG
Lindgomyces ingoldianus is the source of this 198-nucleotide messenger RNA. RefSeq lists its product as uncharacterized. The transcript has 3 exons. Lineage: Eukaryota; Fungi; Ascomycota; Dothideomycetes; Pleosporales; Lindgomycetaceae. The record is from RefSeq and is a predicted model, not a curated record. Bases 1 to 198 code for a protein of 65 amino acids.